AUGACGCCCCCGGGCUUCAACGUCUCUGCCUCCGGACCCAGCGAGACCACAACUACCACCGAGACAGUGGUCAUUUCGACCGUCGUUGGCCCCACGUCCUCGCCAGUCGUCACCGUCACCGUGUCCGCCCCUCUUACCAGUACCACUACUGUUGUCGUAGCUCCUCAGAGCUCCCCAUGCACUACGACCACUACUUCGAUACCUGUAGUAACCAGUACUGUGACAGUGGUUACUCAGCGUCCACAGACCAAAACCGUGACAGUUAUUUCUCAGCGUCCACAGACAAGCACUGUGACAGUUGUUGCUCAGCGUCCACAGAUCACCACUGUCGUCGUGACAGCUCCUCGGGUUCAAACCACCACUGUCGUCAUGACAGCUCCUCGGGUUCAGACUACCACUGUCGUCGUGGCAGCCCCUCAGAUUCAGAUUAAUACCGUCACUGUGGAGAAGCCGGCUUCCACUGUAAUCUACCAGCAACCAGGCACCACAUCCAUCGUUACUGUACAGAACCCAGCUUCUACUGUCGUCUACCAGCAACCAGGCACAACUUCCACUGUCACCUAUCACUACCAGGAUCCAGCGUCCACCAUCAUGCUCCAGCCACCAACUGUUACUGCUUCGCGCUCACCACACGUGCUCGAGAUUCCCGUCACUGUGAUCACGACCGCGACCCACACCGUAGCCAGAUCAGUUCGUGCCAACCAAACCCCUGCACCUAUGUCUCCCCGCGAUAGCAUUAUCGCCAAGCCAAUGUGCGACUCUUGCGACGGUAACGCGGAGUGCGAUGUAAGUUGA
Molecule: messenger RNA, 795 nt
Organism: Alternaria infectoria
Lineage: Eukaryota; Fungi; Ascomycota; Dothideomycetes; Pleosporales; Pleosporaceae
Exons: 2
Coding region: 1-795 (264 amino acids)
Source: RefSeq, a predicted model, not a curated record